AUGUCAUAUUCCAACACAACUGUCUUCACCAACCCUUCCACCUUCAUCCUGCUGGGCCUUCCUGGCCUGGAAAGGGCCCAUAUUUGGCUCUCUAUCCCAUUCUGCACCGUAUACUUCAUCGCCAUCUUCGGGAACUUCACCAUUGUGUCCAUUGUGAAGAUGGAGCCGAGCCUCCAUUUGCCCAUGUACUAUUUCCUCUGCAUGCUGGCCUUCACUGACCUGGUCCUCUCCACAUCUAUCCUGCCCAAAAUGCUGGCGAUCUUAAUUUUCAAUUCAGGGGAGAUUGAUUUCAAUUCCUGCUUCAUCCAGAUGUUCUUCAUUUAUGGUGUUUAUAUGAUGCAGUCUGGGAUCUUCGUGGCCAUGGCUUUUGAUCGGUACGUGGCUAUCUGCCAUCCCCUGAGAUAUUCGACCAUCAUGACAAACUGUGUUUCCAUCAAUAGCACCCUGGCUGCUGUACUGCGCGGCAUCAUACUUGUCCUGCCCAUGGUUCUUGUGGCAAGGCAGUGGCCAUAUUGCAGAACCAACAUUGUCCCCUCUGUGCACUGUGGGCACAUGAAUGUGGUGAAUCUGGCUUGUGGCGACACCCGCAUCAGUAGUCACUAUG
This is a messenger RNA of Pelodiscus sinensis (Chinese soft-shelled turtle), 604 nucleotides long. NCBI's taxonomy places the organism in Eukaryota, Metazoa, Chordata, Testudines, Trionychidae. The record is from RefSeq and is a predicted model, not a curated record.